AUGAAGUUCGCCGCAACCCUCCUCACGGCUCUCGCCCUCGUUCUCCCCGCCCUAGGCCACCCCCUCGAGGAGCGCGACGAUGUGCAAACCGUUCACCUCACCUUCCACGGCGGCCCAGCCUCCUACGACCUCGCCAUCCCAGCCGACGGCAACACGUACCCCACAAACAACAACAUCGCCAUCGACAAGAUCGACGCGAACGACUACUUCGCCUACUCCAACUGCCAGUUCAACACCGCCGGCGAAAAGACGCUCGUCCAGUCCAUCAACAACCAGAAUGGCGACCAGGCCAUCAUCGUCGGCCCGCCCCAGCCGAUCAUCUCGGUCAGCUGCCAGGGCUUCUGCCUGGGCAUCUACGGGGAUUGCUACAAGAACGGCCAGUUCGUCGCGUUGUGCUGCAACGGCUUCUGUGCUGCGAACAAGUGCAGACCCUGGAUCGCCCCCAACUAA
Molecule: messenger RNA, 450 nt
Organism: Colletotrichum chrysophilum
Lineage: Eukaryota; Fungi; Ascomycota; Sordariomycetes; Glomerellales; Glomerellaceae
Exons: 2
Coding region: 1-450 (149 amino acids)
Source: RefSeq, a predicted model, not a curated record